Tupaia belangeri chinensis (Chinese tree shrew) is the source of this 2277-nucleotide messenger RNA. It is a transcript of the gene RAG2, whose product is annotated as recombination activating 2. The record is from RefSeq and is a predicted model, not a curated record. Gene Ontology annotation, biological process: V(D)J recombination. Gene Ontology annotation, cellular component: DNA recombinase complex; nucleus. Gene Ontology annotation, molecular function: sequence-specific DNA binding; protein binding. Lineage: Eukaryota; Metazoa; Chordata; Mammalia; Scandentia; Tupaiidae.
CUGCUAAUUCAGGUGAAUUCAUGACCAGCACCUUCACAGGCUUAUCCAUCUCCACACAGUGACCAGAUUUCUAGGCUGGAGAGCGCCUUCUGGUCCUCUCCGGCAGCUGCCUUACUGGAGGUAAGCAUGCACUGACCACCUCACUUUUGGUAAGUUCAAGAUCAGUGAUUAACUAUCAUUUGCUGUGUGCUUUACAUGAAUUACUCAUUGUACGGCAACCUACUAGGCAGGUAAAAUUACUCCCACUUUACAGCCGAGAAACCGAGGCACAGAGAAGUGAAAUGGCGUGUGCAACAUCAUGCUGGUAGCAGCAGAGCCAGGACCCUAUUGCUUUUGAGGCACAGUGAGGACUGGCUCUUGGAAGCCAUGGAAUCUGGGGGCCUGCCUAUAGAGGAAGCUGGAUUCCAUGUGGCCAACUGCAGCUCAAGUCCUGGCCCAGUGGUUUGAGAGACACACCUGACCAAAGGGCCUGUGCCCAGGAUCCUGAGAUGAUAGAAAACUGGACUGGGAAAAGCUAGUGACAUGAUGAGAGCCUGAUGAGGGGUGCUUUUCUCUUCCUCACUGCUUCUGGGGGGAAAGAAAAAAAGUGAAAACAUCUGAACUAUUUUGUUUCCUUUAACAGUUGGUGCCCAAGGCUUCACUCCGCAAAGGGCAGGUGUAUUUCUUGGCCCUCUAAGAUAAAAGAUCUAUCCACCAUCAGAAAAUAUGUCCCUGCACACGGUAACAGUUAGCAACAACAUAGCCUUGAUUCAGCCAGGAUUCUCACUGAUGCAUUUUGAUGGGCAAGUUUUCUUCUUUGGCCAAAAAGGCUGGCCCAAGAGAUCUUGCCCCACUGGAGUUUUCCAUUUUGAUGUGAAGCAGAACAAUCUCAAACUGAAGCCUGCAGUUUUCUCUAAGGAUUCAUGCUACCUUCCUCCUCUUCGCUACCCAGCCAUCUGUGAAUUCAAAAAUGGCUUGGAGUCUGAGAAGCAUCAGUAUAUCAUCCAUGGAGGGAAAACACCAAAUAAUGAGCUUUCAGAUAAGAUUUAUGUCAUGUCUAUUGUUUGUAAGAACAACAAAAAAGUUACUUUUCGCUGCACUGAGAAAGACUUGGUAGGUGAUGUUCCUGAAGCCAGAUAUGGUCAUUCCAUUGAUGUGGUGUGUAGUCGAGGGAGAAGUAUGGGUGUUCUCUUUGGAGGACGGUCAUACAUGCCUUCUAGCCAAAGAACCACAGAAAAAUGGAAUAGCGUAGCUGACUGCCUACCCUAUGUAUUCUUGGUAGAUUUUGAAUUUGGAUGUGUAACAUCAUACAUUCUUCCAGAACUUCAAGACGGGUUGUCUUUUCAUGUCUCUAUUGCCAGAAACGAUACUAUUUAUAUAUUAGGAGGACAUUCACUUGCCAAUAAUGUCCGCCCUGCCAACCUGUACAGAAUACAGGUCGAUCUCCCUUUGGGUAGCCCAGCUAUAAAUUGUACAGUCUUGCCAGGAGGAAUCUCUGUCUCCAGUGCAAUUUUGACAAAAAUUAACAAUGAUGAAUUUGCUAUUGUUGGUGGCUAUCAACUUGAAAAUCAGAAAAGAAUGGUCUGCAACAUUGUCUCCUUAGAAGACAACAAGAUAGAAAUUCGUGAGAUGGAGACCCCAGAUUGGACCCCAGAUAUUAAGCACAGCAAGUUAUGGUUUGGAAGCAACAUGGGGAAUGGAUCUGUUUUCCUUGGCAUACCAGGAGACAAUAAGCAGGCUCUUUCAGAAGCGUUCUAUUUUUAUUUGUUGAAAUGUGCCGACGAUGUGACUGAUGAUCAGAAAACAGUCACAAACAGUCAGACAUCAACAGAAGACCCAGGGGACUCCACUCCCUUCGAAGACUCAGAAGAAUUUUGUUUCAGCGCAGAAGCAAAUAGUUUUGAUGGAGAUGAUGAAUUUGACACCUACAAUGAGGAUGAUGAGGAAGAUGAGUCGGAGACAGGCUACUGGAUUAUAUGCUGUCCUACUUGUGAUGUGGAUAUCAACACUUGGGUCCCAUUCUAUUCAACUGAGCUCAACAAACCUGCCAUGAUCUACUGUUCUCAUGGAGAUGGGCACUGGGUCCAUGCCCAGUGCAUGGAUCUGGCAGAACACACGCUAUCAGCAGGAAGCAACCGGUAUUACUGCAAUGAGCAUGUCGAGAUAGCAAGAUCAUUACAAACUCCCAAGAGAGUCCUACCCUUAAAAAAUCCUCCAAUGAAAUCCCUCCGCAAAAAAGGCUCUGGGAAAAUCUUGACCCCUGCCAAAAAAUCCUUUCUUAGAAGGUUGUUUGAUUAG